Cydia splendana is the source of this 1595-nucleotide messenger RNA. Its product is annotated as zinc finger protein 184-like. Bases 142 to 1398 code for a protein of 418 amino acids. Gene Ontology annotation, biological process: regulation of transcription by RNA polymerase II; urogenital system development; embryo development. Gene Ontology annotation, cellular component: nucleus. The transcript has 4 exons. NCBI's taxonomy places the organism in Eukaryota, Metazoa, Arthropoda, Insecta, Lepidoptera, Tortricidae. Gene Ontology annotation, molecular function: RNA polymerase II transcription regulatory region sequence-specific DNA binding; DNA-binding transcription factor activity, RNA polymerase II-specific. The record is from RefSeq and is a predicted model, not a curated record.
AAUAAGCGCCCUGCAAAAUUUUAUUUUCAAUAUGUUUCAUGAAAAAUAAUUUCUUAAGUUUCAUACAUUGGCAUAGAUAUAACAUUUAUUUAGUUUACUCGCGACUUACGAUAGUGACGAAUAGAAGGGAGACGUGGCGGAAUGUCGCCGGAGCAUCGCAUCAAGACGGAGCCUGGUCUUGAGCCCGACCAGGCUGUCAAUGGCCGAGUUCUCGUGGAGCAUAUAGAGGUGGUGAUGUAUAUAAAGGAGGAGCCCCAAUGCUCGGCCGGCGAGGGCUCAGAUGUCUCGCUAACUAGCCCGCAGAACAACCUUCAAGUCAAGGAGCUAACGGCAGGAUCAGAAACCCUACAGCCAUCAGGUGAUGAACUCUGUGCGUACGCCAGAGAAGCCAAACCGGAGAUCGCCACAGUUCGCGUCAAGCAAGAGCUGAUCGAUCAGGGGGACUUAAAGCAGGAGAUAUCGCCAGACGUCGUCUAUCAGAUUAAAGUUGAGCGCAUAGACGACGCGGGAGAGGGAUUGGAGCUGGAGGGACCUGUGGAGCAAGGUGGACUGGAUACAAGCCCUGGUGUGAAGGUCAUUGGACCAGAUACAAGCUCUGGUGUGAAGGUCGUUGGUCCGGAUAUAAGCCCUGGUGUGAAGCACGUCGUGAGACCGGAUUCAAGCCCUGGUGUGAAGUUCAUUGGAAUGGAUACAAGCCCUGGUGUGAAUUUCGUUCACCACACACAGGGGAGCAGGCGGAGAAAGCAGGCCCGCACUCAAUCCGAAGCGCGUGAUGAUUCCGCUGCGAAUGAGUCUCCCGAGCGACGACAGAAAACAAAAGAAAACGGUGAAACUUCUACAAAGAAACGAAUAAAAAGGCAACCCGGGCCUCACCUGUGUGACGUAUGUAACAAAGAGUUCAAGAAAGCGAACAAGUUAGUAAUACACAAGCGAACACACACAGGGGAGAGGCCAUACGCCUGCAACAUAUGCCAUAAACAGUUCUCGUAUUCCAACGGUUUGAAAGUACACCUAAGAACCCACACCGGGGAAAAGCCACACGUGUGCCAUACGUGUAACAAAAGAUUUGGGCAGUGGAGCUCUUUGAAAGCCCACGAAAGAAUUCACACAGGCGAGAAACCAUAUUCAUGCGAAAUAUGUAAAAAAGAAUUUGCGCAACUGAAUAACCUGAACAAACAUCAGCUCGUUCACACUGAAAUAAAGCAAUAUUCGUGCGAAGUAUGUAAAAAAGAGUUCAAAGAUAAUAAUAGUUUAAAAAGACAUGAACCGAUUCACAUAGAUGAAAAACUUUUUCCAUGUGGAAAAUGUAAAAAACACUUUGCAACAACGCGCCAUUUAAGGGACCACGAGCGGGCGCACACAAGGAAGAGAAGACGCCAUUCUAGCGGGACGAGUUAACAAGUUGUUAUUAUCCAUCAUUUAUACCAACAUGGGAGAGAAACCAUUCUUGCAAAAUAUGUAAUUUACAGAGAAAAUAACUAACUUAUACCAAAGAAGUAAACGAGGAUUGAGAGUAAACACUGAAUAACCGACUUUUUUUGCCUAAUGCAUGCAUAUGAAUAGUGCAUAGUAUCGAUAGACCCACCCUGAAUAAC